Messenger RNA from Guyanagaster necrorhizus, 2415 nucleotides. Its product is annotated as terpene synthase. The transcript has 12 exons. Gene Ontology annotation, molecular function: lanosterol synthase activity. The record is from RefSeq and is a predicted model, not a curated record. Bases 20 to 2233 code for a protein of 737 amino acids. Lineage: Eukaryota; Fungi; Basidiomycota; Agaricomycetes; Agaricales; Physalacriaceae. Gene Ontology annotation, biological process: ergosterol biosynthetic process; triterpenoid biosynthetic process. Gene Ontology annotation, cellular component: lipid droplet.
UUUCUUUGCCUUUACUCUGAUGUCCUACUCACCGCUCGUUGUGCCAGAUUCGUCUUCUAUUCCCUUUACCGACUAUUCUCAAUGGCGCUUUAUAUCUGGUGAAGGCGGUCGCCAUACCUGGCGUUAUCUCGAGACCAAUGAAGAAUGCAAGAGCUGGCCUCAGACUGCUCUGGAGAAGCAUUGGCUGGGUCUACCGACGGAUCUUCCCGUACUACCCCGAGCCAAGGAUCCUUUAGAGGCCGCGCAAAAUGGCUACAAGUUCUAUAAAAACCUCCAGUGUCACGAUGGACACUGGCCAGGUGAAUAUGGCGGUCCUAUGUUCCUCCUACCUGGGCUAGUAAUUGGCUCUUAUGUCUCUGGUAUGGGCUUCAGGACAGAAGAAAGGUUGGAAAUGAUUCGGUACUUAAUGAACCGCGCCAAUCCUGUAGAUGGCGGAUGGGGAAUACAUGUAGAAGGCGAGUCGACAAUGUUCGGCACCGCGUUGAAUUAUGUCGCAUUGCGUAUCCUUGGCGUUGAUGCAGACCAUCCCGUUUGCCGGAAGGGCAGAGCAACCAUGCAUGCUAUGGGUUCUGCAUUAGCUGCACCUUCCUGGGGCAAAUUCUGGCUUUCCGUAUUGAACGUUUACGAAUGGGAAGGCAACAAUCCCAUUCCUCCGGAACUAUGGUUACUUCCAGAAGCACUCCCCUUUCACCCACAUCGAUGGUGGAUACACACACGAACGGUUUAUGUUCCUAUGAGUUACCUUUACGGUGUCAGGUUCAAAGCGCCAGAAGACAAGCUCAUCUUGUCCCUUCGCGAAGAGCUCUACAUGCAAAACUAUUACUCUAUAGACUGGCCAGCACAACGGAACAACGUCUGUAAAGUCGACUUGUAUUCGCCGCAUGCCGCUGUGUUUGAUAUGAUCAACGUUGUUUUGGGUGCCUAUGAGCUCUGCACACUACCACCUCUCAGGCGUAAAGCCGUAGACCGCGCGUACCAGCUUAUCGUCCUAGAGGACGAAAACACUGGGUAUCAAACGCUGGGACCCGUUUCCAAAAUGAUGAAUCUCGUUGCGCGUGUUCACCGUGAGGGCAACCAGAGCUAUGCGUUCAAACUUCACAAAGAAAAGCGAGAAGAUUUCAUGUGGAUUGGAAAGGAUGGAAUGAUGAUGACAGGGACCAAUGGGAGCCAGUUGUGGGAUAUUGGCUUUAUCACUCAGGCUGUGGUAGAGUCCGGUUUGGCGAACCGACAGGAAAAUAAAGAGAGUCUCAUCAGAGCUCUUGGCUGGUUAGAGCAGGCUCAGAUGACUACGAAUCCUGUGCAUUUCGAGACUUCCUAUCGGCACAUGACCAAAGGAGCAUGGGGGUUCAGCACCAAAGAGCAAGGUUAUACCGUUUCAGACUGUACUGGCGAAGGCCUCAAAGCAGUAUUAUAUUGCCAAGACCUUGACUUUACACCCAAGUUGGUGUCCGAGCGACGCCUGUGCGAUGCCGUAGAUGUACUCCUUUCAAUGCAAAAUGCCGACGGAGGAUAUGCGAGCUAUGAACGUGUUCGAGGACCAAGAUGGCUGGAGUUGCUCAAUCCCGCUGAGGUUUUCGGUGACAUUAUGAUAGAUUACACAUACCCCGAAUGUACGACCUCCGUCAUCACAGCACUGGCCAUCUUCCGAAAACGUUAUCCCGUCUACCGCAAGAAAGAUAUUGACCAAACCAUCCGGAAGGCAAUUGUUUUCCUUCACAACAUACAAAAACCCGAAGGCCCCUGGCUGGGAUCCUGGGGUAUUUGCUUUACCUAUGCUACCCAGUUUGCGCUGGAGAGUCUGUCAUUGGUGGGCGAAACAUACGAAACCAGUACCUCCUCGAGACGUGCUUGUGAGUUCUUGAUUAACAAACAAAGAGCUGACGGCGGCUGGGGAGAGAGUUAUAAGACGUGCGAGCAGAAAAGUUGGAUCGAACAUGCUGAAACGCAAGUCGUGCAGACUUGCUGGGCUACCAUGGCUCUGAUGUAUGCGGAAUAUCCUUAUCCUGAACCUAUUGAGAAGGCCAUUGAACUGGUAAUGUCAAGACAGCUACCUGAUGGCUCAUGGGCACAAGAAGCAAUUGAAGGCGUCUUCAAUAAAACUUGUGCAAUCGCAUACCCGAACUUUAAGUUCUCUUUCCCCAUCUGGAUGUUAGGAAAGGCGUAUUCUUACCUUGAAGCCUUGAAGGCUAAACAGAAGAAUGGACGUACCAACGGAGUGAAUGGAUUCUAUUGAACAAAUUUCGUUAUUUUUAUAUUUUACUACUCGUUGUGUUUGAGCUUAGAAACUUUAGUUCGUUGCCACCAUGUUGACUUUGAUCUUCAUAUGUAUUUCGAGAAACCUCCAAAAUUUGGUGAUAUACACAGGAGCUCGAAGUGCCCGUAGCUUUGGCAAGCUGCCUUACAAAUAAAUAUUCG